GAGAGAGGCAGGGCGAAAGAGAGAGAGAGCGGAGGGGGGCGUGGCGUACUGUAAGCAUGGUGUGUUUGGGCAGAUGGAUCCUUCUGGCUCCCUUGCACUCGACGUUUACUCCUCAAACCGAUCACCGGGAACCCCUAAUUUACCAGCCUUCGACCGUGUGUAAUUAAUUACCCGAUUCUACUUAAUGAGGUGAGCCCUGGGCGCCGAGCGUGCUAGCCAAUAACCAUGCUGCGCCAAUCUGAGCCUACCAAUAGCACGUUGCACCUGGUUGCUACGGAUAUGAGUGAAAUUAUGGAGAAUUUGGACACUCGUGAGCUGUACCUAGGAGACGGGGAAUAUGACACUACAGACUUUAAACUCCCAGAGGAGCGUCGGGGCUUUGCGUCUGUCUACAAUACUGUGGGGUUUAAGGAGGCAGAGGUCAAGGUGUUUCUCUCCUCUCCCAUCACCGCUAAGAUACUAGAAGUGGAGAGAUUCACCUCUGCACAGGACCGCUUCAAUAUCACAUCACAGCGCAGUGUCAACAAGAGUCUGCCUGCGGUAUUUAAGAUUGAAAUGAGACAUGGAGAGUUCAGCUGGGUGGUCAAGAGGAAGGAGAAACACUUCCUGGACCUCCAUAGAGAACUGCUCCGAUACAAGACUUUCAUGAGAAUACCACUACCCUCCCGCAGCCACACAGUGAGAAGGCAUAGUGUUCGGAGGUCAGAGGUCAGGGCCAUGCCCACUCUGCCACGGGGGAGCGGGGAUGAGCUGGCCCGGGAGGAACAGGUGUCCAGCAGGAGGAAAGCAUUGGAGGACUACCUGAACAAGCUGCUGAAGAUGUCUAUGUACAGAAACUACCAUGCUACGAUGGAGUUCAUAGACGUCAGCCAGCUAUCCUUCAUCCAUGAUCUGGGACCUAAAGGCUUAGAAGGGAUGGUGUACAAGCGGUCAGGUGGUCAUCGUAUCCCAGGACUUAACUGCUGUGGUCAUAGCAAGAUGUGCUACCGCUGGUCCAAACGCUGGUUGGUGGUGAAGGAUUCAUUCCUCCUCUACAUGAAGCCAGACUCGGGAGCCAUUGCCUUUGUUCUCCUGGUGGAUAAAGAGUUCUGCAUCAAAAUGGACUCCAAAGACACAGAGACCAGACACGGAGUACGGAUUGAUAGCCUUUCCAGGGCCCUGGUGUUGAAAUGCAGCAGCUACAGACAUGCCAGGUGGUGGGGUCAGGCCAUCGAGGGCUUCGUCCAGAAGCAUGGCUCUGCCUUCCUGACCGACCACCGCUUCGGUUCCUUCGCCCGACAGGAGCACAACAUCCCAGCCAAAUGGUAUGUGAAUGGGAAGACCUACAUGGCCGACGUGGCAGACGCUCUGGAGGAGGCUGAAGAAGAGAUCUUCAUCACUGACUGGUGGCUGAGCCCUGAGAUCUUUAUGAAGAGGCCGGUUGUCGAGGGAAACCGCUGGCGCCUUGACUGCAUCCUGAGACGCAAAGCGCAACAGGGAGUGCGUAUCUUUGUGAUGCUGUAUAAGGAGGUGGAGCUAGCUCUGGGCAUCAACAGUGAAUACAGCAAGAGAACACUAAUGCACCUCCACCCCAAUGUCAAGGUGAUGCGUCAUCCGGACCAUGUCUCCUCCUCUGUAUAUCUGUGGGCGCAUCAUGAGAAGAUCAUCAUCAUCGACCAAUCAGUGGCCUUCGUGGGUGGGAUCGACCUGGCUUACGGUCGCUGGGAUGACAGAGAGCACCGUCUGACGGACGUGGGGAGUGUGACGCGCUCUGUAGCCCUGGAGCAGGCUGAGGGAUCCUCCUUCAAGAUGGCCACCGCACCGACCAGUAGUUCUGCCCCUAGCAAUGGGAAGGGUGCUGCUGCCCUGGUAGUGGACUCAGGGGACCAGCCCAAGUUGAAGGGUCUGGGGAGAAUUAGGAGGACAGGGUUCAGUAUGAAGAGACACCUGCAGAAACAUGGACUGGCCCACGCCGACUCUGUUAGCAGUGUGGAUAGCUCAGAAGAGAAGACGGUGCGUAGCAUGCAAACAGGAAUAGGAGGAGUAGGAGAGUUGGUUGGAGAUACAAGAUUCUGGCAUGGGAAAGACUACUGCAACUUCGUAUACAAAGACUGGAUCCAACUGGACAAGCCCUUUGACGACUUCAUUGACAGACACACCCACCCCAGGAUGCCGUGGCAUGACAUCGCCUCCGUGGUUCAUGGGAAGGCUGCCAGGGAUGUGGCCAGACACUUCAUCCAGCGCUGGAACUUCUGCAAGAUAAUGAAGCCAAAGUAUCGUUCUCUCUCCUACCCGUACCUCCUCCCCAAGUCUCACACUACCGCAGGAGAGAUCAGAUACCAGGUCCCCAACUGCAUCCCUGCAAAAGUACAGAUCCUGCGCUCAGCAUCCGACUGGUCAGCUGGUAUAAAGUACCAUGAAGAAUCCAUCCACAACGCCUACGUCCACGCUAUCAAGAACAGCCAACACUACAUCUACAUAGAGAACCAGUUCUUCAUCAGCUGUACUGAUAACAGACAUGUCUUCAACAAGAUAGGAGACGCCAUCGCUGAACGCAUCAUCCAAGCAUACAAGGAGGGUAAGAAGUUCAGAGUGUACGUAGUGACCCCCUUGUUGCCCGGCUUCGAAGGAGACAUCAACACCGGAGGAGGCAGUGCCAUUCAGGCUGUCAUGCACUACAACUACAGAACCAUGAACAGAGGAGAUUGUUCCAUCAUAUCUCAGCUGAAGAGAGAAAUGGACGAGCAGUGGAUGAACUACAUCUCGUUCUGUGGUCUGAGGACCCAUGCUGAACUGGAAGGACGCCUGGUCACAGAGCUCGUCUACGUCCACAGCAAGAUGCUCAUCGCAGACGACAACACCGUCAUCAUAGGUUCGGCCAACAUCAACGACCGCAGCAUGUUGGGGAAGCGUGACAGCGAGGUGGCGGUGAUCGUCGAAGACUCGGAGACCGUUACCGCGGUGAUGGAUGGACAGGAGUACCAGGCUGGUCGCUAUGCACUGGCACUACGUCUAGAGUGCUUCAGGACUAUCCUAGGGGCCCAUACUGAUCUGUCUAUAGACGUGUCUGACCCUCUCAGUGAUCACUUCUACAAGGAGAUUUGGAUGACCACCUGUGCUCGCAACGCCACUAUCUAUCAGAAGGUGUUCCGGUGCCUUCCCUCCAGUGAUGUCAGGAACAUCCUGGAACUGGAAGGCUAUCUGGCCAAGCCGGGGUUGGAGAGGGAGGAUUCUGCACGCGCUCAUGAGGAGCUGAAGAAGAUCCGUGGCUUCCUGGUCCAAUUUCCGCUCGACUUCCUAUCUGAGCAGAAUCUACUUCCUCCCAUCGGCUCCAAGGAGUCCAUGGUCCCCAUGGAGGUUUGGACCUGAGACCCGAGACCAGAGACUUUACACACACACACUCCACAUUCUAUACCAGAGAACUCUACCAGUGUCUGGAGUGAUGCGGUCAUUCCACUCUGGAGUGUGUGUCUGAAAAGCAGACAGCACCUUCACGUUUACAUUGAAAAGAAGAUAACAAAGGAGGAGGAGAAGACAAUGGAGUGAUUAACUGUGUGACCUUACACAUACCUGUCUGUGUAGUUUAAGGGAAUGUAACUGACUGCUCUGUAACUGUUCUGUACUGUUUACUAACACUAUGGAUCGCCGUGAGGGCUGGAGAACGCAGCUCAGACUCCUCUGCGUGAUGUUUCUAUGAAAACAUACUAAGGCCUUAGAAUAAUGUAAGACAAAAAAAGACAAGAGGGAGAAAAAAAGGAGAGUGUGAUAUCGGAGACUGUUAGAAAGGGAGGGGGGGGGGGAGUUGAGAGAGAGCUCUGUGCCCUUGCAGUCACAAUGUGCAGGUGAAAUCUUAAAGCCCUGCCCUUAACACCAAAAUGAAAUCACAUGAACUCAACACAAGUGCCAAUUAUUGAUACGGUAAUGUUAAUGCAGUAUACCUUCUCUUACUUUCCUCAUAUUCAUUCUGUGGAUUUCAGACUAUGACCUUCAGGAUCUCUGUUUCUACUAGCGUGCCUUUAGGUCUCUAGAGGGCUAGACACCCUGUACAAUAGCAAAACACAAAGGGACAUUGUAUUCCAUCUUGGAAUGUUGUAUGAUGCUGCACGUAGCUGUUAGCAUGCUAGCUAGUCACUGCAUGUAUCCAUUAGCAUGAAAACAAGUCAGUCUGCUGUGUGUUGCUGGUAACUUGUCAUGUUAGCUACCAGUCCAUGCAAUCAUUAGCAUGCUAGCUAGAGUCAGUCCAUUUUUAGCUACACCCGGCAUGUAGCUACAGUAGCAAGGUUGGUCUUAAUUCUAAUUGAAGACAGUCAGUUCAGGAAGUGAUUUUGUAUUAAAAUAAAAUUGAAAUAAAUAGCUGCUUUUCAGUUUGAGAAGUCCUUGAAAAUUAAAUGCUAUUUUUUUCCAAUAAUUGAUUUGUAGUUUACUUUGAAUUGAGCCCAACCCUGGUAGCUAACUGAUUUGCUUACCGUUUGCUUGCUAGUAAAUGGCUGGACUGUGGUCAUUAUACCAAAGUUAAGUUAUCUUCUUACUUUACUGAGUGUAACAGUUCUGUCAGAGAUAAGAGGUCUCCAUGGGAGGAAGUCCCAACUCAUAACGGUCUCAUAUCAGAAUGUAUCAACAAUGCUCUGUCCCCCUUUCUCUCUGUUCCUUCUAAUUUAUUUUCUCUGUCCUGUCGUUGUUCCUCUUUAGGACAUUUCUCUUUCACUCUACCUUUCAUUAGCCUGUUUCUAGAAAUUGCACUUUUUGCACAGACUGAUUGUGUCUUGUAGGAAAACCCAAAUACUGAUAAUUCACGUAUUUAAUUAUUUGUGCGUUGAUGAAAUGAAUAUUAACUAUUAAACAUUUCUGUUUUU
Molecule: messenger RNA, 4832 nt
Organism: Oncorhynchus keta (chum salmon)
Lineage: Eukaryota; Metazoa; Chordata; Actinopteri; Salmoniformes; Salmonidae
Product: phospholipase D1-like
Exons: 26
Coding region: 226-3348 (1040 amino acids)
Biological process (GO): cell motility; phosphatidic acid biosynthetic process; regulation of microvillus assembly
Molecular function (GO): phosphatidylinositol binding; D-type glycerophospholipase activity
Source: RefSeq, a predicted model, not a curated record